UCCCGGUAUCUUUUUCUCUACGAUUGGAGCUUUACUAUAUGUAUACCAUAUUACGAUCGGUAAGACAGCAUCUUCUCCCAUUUCAUUCACCCGCUCGUUCAAUAGUCAAAUAUCGCAGCGGAACAUGAAACUUCCCAGAAGCUGACUAUGGGCUAGGGAAAACCCCGUCUAUUUUCUCCCUCAGAUCUUAAGAUUUCGUUGAUCGUCUCUCGGCAUUGUGGUCAGUAAAUUAUGUGGUUUCACACCUCUGUAUGUUUUUCGCUUCUAUCUUUCCACUAGUAUUCAUUGCCUGCUCUACGUUACUAAUUGCGUUCUUAAACAGUUAAACCUCCGUAACCCUAUCUAUUUUUAUCUCGGAUGACCACUCCUUGCCCGAAUUCCCUGUUUUAGGGUUUACAACCCCUUAAAGAUUGAAACUUUGAUACUUAUUUGCUUGAUUUUUCAGGAAUCAGUAAUUUUCUGGGCUUUAGGUUUUAUGGGAUCUUGAGUUUGGUGUUAAUUAAUCUGCUUGGGUUGCUUUUUGAGUAUGCAAUGAUUCAAUUGGUCUAUGUAGGAGUAAGCUAUUAGAAGCAAGGAAAUCUGUAAAUCCAUAACAUUCUAGACCACAAUGUCGACUGCUAGCGUUGCACUAAGCCCUGUCGUUGAUGAACCAUGCUGUGUGGGCCCGCGCGAGAUGCAUUUGGACGAGUCGAUUCUGAUUUACCUAUCUGUUGGUGGGACUUCGACCCUGAUGCAAGUUUUUGGGUCUGAUUCGAUAGCUUCAGUCAAAUUAAGAAUCCAAAGGUACAAUGGUUUCUUCGUGAAGAAACAUAGGCUUGUAUAUGAAGGCAAAGAAUUGGCACGAAACAAUUCACUUGUGCGUGACUAUGGGGUGACUGAUGGCAAUGUGUUGCAUUUGGUUCUAAGGGUAUCUGACAUACAAGCAAUCACUGUUCAGACUGUUUGCGGUAAGCUUUUUGAGUUUAAUGUGGAUAGGAAGAGGAAUGUGGGGUAUGUGAAGAAGAAGAUUGCUACGGAGUUGGAAGGACUGUUUGAUCUCAAGGAUCAAGAAUUGAUAUGCGAUGGUGAGGAACUUGAAGACCAGACGGCUAUAGAUGACAUAUGUAGGACUAAUGGUGAUGCUGUUCUUCACUUAUUGGUACGUAGAUCAGCAAAAGUUAGGGCUAAACCAGUGGAAAAAGAUUUUGAAGUUUCAAUUAUAGCUUUAGAAAAUGCCAAUGAUAUGGUUGUUCCUGCUAAGUCUCUUGAACAAGUUGUUGUCUUGAAACCGCUGACUAUUCACCCAGAGGUCACUCUAACAUCUGAAAUUAAGGAGCUAAUUACUGCUACCCUUGAGGGAUUAAAGAUGGGCAAGGAACCAAUUAGAUCUUUGGAAGGUUCUGGAGGCGCAUAUUUUAUGCAAGAUUCAUAUGGUCAGAGAUAUGUUUCCGUGUUUAAGCCAAAUGAUGAAGAACCUAUGGCAGGUAACAAUCCUCGUGGGCUACCUUUGUCUACAAAUGGUGAGGGUUUGAAGAAGGGGACCCGUGUGGGAGAAGGGGCAGUAAGGGAAGUGGCGGCUUACAUUUUGGAUCACCCAAAGGCAGGCCCACGUUCAGUGUAUGUCAACGAGAAGGGUUUUGCCGGGGUACCCCCCACGGUAAUGGUUGAAUGCCUACACGAUGGAUUCAAUUAUCUGGAUGAUGAGUAUGGGUAUUCAUGUAAGAAGGCCAAAAUUGGGUCAUUGCAGUUCUUUGUGGAGAAUUCCGGAAGCUCUGAGGAGAUGGGUCCUGGCGUUUUCCCGGUGGAAGAUGUGCACAAAAUCUCAGUGCUUGACAUAAGGUUGGCCAACACUGAUAGGCACGCAGGUAACAUUUUGGUUGUCCAUAAUAAGGAUAACGGGAAACGGCAAAUUACUCUUGUUCCGAUUGAUCACGGCUACUGCUUGCCAGAAAGUCUGGAAGAUUGUACAUUUGACUGGCUUUACUGGCCUCAAGCAAAGCAGCCAUACUCUCCAGAGACAAUCAACUACAUAAAUACGCUAGAUGCUGAGGUGGACAUUGAGCUUCUCAAGUUUCAUGGAUGGAAGCUUCCUGACGAAUGUGCACGUAUACUCCGUAUCUCCACGAUGCUCCUGAAGAAAGGGGCAGCAGAGAGAGGGCUGACCGCUUUCGACAUCGGGAGCAUGAUGUGCAGGGAGACGAUAAAAAAGAAAUCUGUGAUUGAGCUGAUUAUUGAAGAAGCUCAAGAAUCCCUUCUCCCGCACACCAGUGAAGCCGCUUUCCUUGAUUGUGUAUCUUCUAUCAUGGAUCGUUACCUCGAUGAGGUGUCACAAUCCUACCAGUAAAUAGCUGUAUUUAUUCAUUAUCCAUAUAUAUUAUAUUUGCUCUUCCAUAGGUCAUCUCAUGUUGUGUUGUGUUCAUCUUCCAGCUCUACAGUCGCCCAUUAUUCUCUUUGCAAGAAGUUAAUAGGCUUUGUGAGUUGGGUUUAUAUAUAAUCUCCGGUGUUGUGUUCAGUGUGCAUAUAACUUAUUAUGGACUUGAAUAAAAACUUGUGUGUUCAUAAGUUCAUGUUCGGAUCGUGUAUCA
This is a messenger RNA of Cuscuta epithymum, 2564 nucleotides long. NCBI's taxonomy places the organism in Eukaryota, Viridiplantae, Streptophyta, Magnoliopsida, Solanales, Convolvulaceae. The record is from the annotation of a GenBank genome assembly.